Messenger RNA from Drosophila hydei, 3739 nucleotides. RefSeq names its product erythroid differentiation-related factor 1. NCBI's taxonomy places the organism in Eukaryota, Metazoa, Arthropoda, Insecta, Diptera, Drosophilidae. Gene Ontology annotation, biological process: positive regulation of DNA-templated transcription. The transcript is spliced from 6 exons. The record is from RefSeq and is a predicted model, not a curated record. Bases 52 to 3738 code for a protein of 1228 amino acids.
AUUCGUGAACAAUUUGUUUUAGUGUGAAAAUUGAAAUGACUAAACAACGCAAUGGAAGAUAGCAACGAAGAGAUUGAACCCUGCCGCAGCAUAGGCCCGCAUGAGCUAGAAGCUGUGAAAAGCCAAGCCAUCAUCAAGCUUUCGCCCGUGCAAGUACCUGCACACUUUAAACGUCUCGAAUGCAAUACAAAUCUUAAUCUACCGCCCCUCAACUGGCUGACCACCUCCCACAGUAGCCAUGGACUGCAUCAGGCGCUCUAUCAGAGCGGAGGUUUCGCCAGCUUUCGUCUGGGUCAAAUGUUUCCCGAUUGCGUGGGCGAAGUGGAUGUUGUCUCGGAUGCCGAGAAUAUCAAACAGCUACUGAAACUGCCAUACAGUGCGAAAAGUGCCAUCAGCAUGGUUGUGCAUAAGGUGGGUAACACGUUACUGCUGGACGAGUUCGAUAUACAAAAGUAUUUGCUGCGGAAGUCGGACGAUGAUUGGAAAUGGUUGCGGAGCUUCAUACUCGAUCACAUCCUGGCCUAUGGUGAUGAGCAGCAAAAUUUUUGUCUUAAAGAACGAUCCCGCGAGGCGCUUCAGACAAAGAACUUGCUGUCGAAGUUUCUAUACCACAGUCUGAAGCAGACCAGCGAUACGGAUUGUGAUGCCAAUGAACCCACAUUUCUGACCAGCAGGCCAGCAAGUCUUCCAAUUAUUGGACCUGUGUUGCCGGAGCCCAAGAUUGAGGAGAAUGUGCCUGAUCCGAAGUCGAGUCAUGCCUUCAAUCGCAAUGUAGUAUGGACCUUUGAGGAUAUUCGCAUGCUUAUUGGCACUGAUAUGCCCAUCUUUGGGGGUCCGAAUAGACCCUGUAUAAGCCUUCGGCUACGUGAUGCUGCGCAGCCUAUAAAUGUCUUAACUGGCAUAGAUUAUUGGCUGGACAAUCUCAUGUGCAAUGUGCCCGAGGUGGUGAUGUGCUAUCAUUUGGAUGGCAUCGUGCAGAAAUAUGAGAUCAUCAAGACUGAGGACCUGCCCUAUCUGGAGAACUCACAAUUCUCACCGCAGGUGGUGCGAAACGUGGCCCAGAAUAUUUUAGCAUUUCUGAAAGCGAAUGCCACCAAGGCAGGUCACACCUAUUGGUUGUUCAAGGGUCGCAAUGAUGACGUGGUCAAGCUCUACGAUCUGACCACCCUCUAUCAAAAUCAGAACAAAGCAGCGGAGAAAACGGAGCACCCGCAGCAACAGAGGCAACAGGAAAUGAAUCCGUUUACGGUGCCUGUGGGAAUGUUGCUCUACUCUGUGGCACGCAACAUGAAGAAUACACUGGAACACAUUUCACCGAAGACAGCAGGAAAUAUACGCGCAUUGCUGGACAACUGCAUCAAGCUGUUGCCCAAAGAGCAAUAUCCACAAAUUGUCAGUUCAUCACAUUAUAUACUCUCCGAUUUACAUGUGCCAGCUGGCAUAGAUCCAAAGGCACCCAAGUUCAAUGAAUCAGCAACACUUUUUAACGACGAUGAGGAUGAGGAUGAAGAUGAGGAGGAGGAUGAGGAUGAGGAUGAGAAUUUCAAUGACGAGCAGCCACUUGGCUUUGGGCGUGAUAUGUACUAUCAGAGCGCUGCGGAAAGCGGUGGCAAAGCGAAUGUUGCAGUGCGUCACAUUUGCGACGCUUUGCGAGAUUUUAAAUCUCAUGCCAAGCAAUCCAAGCCGGCGCCUUUGAUAGCCAGCACCGUCGAUCGCUGCAAUAUAUCGCUGCAGCACAUCAGUGCGGGCCUCUCCUGUUUGCAGUACUUCAAUGGCAAUCAGGAGGAGAAGCUCAAGGAGUCGGAAAUGCAUGCCAAGCAAGAAGAGAAGCAGCGUAUACUACACGAAGAGCAGAAUCCUAACAUGGCGAAGCCUUUCAAUGCUAUACCACUGCCCUACGAGCAACUACAAAUUGCUCAGCCGUCAGCUCAAGCUCAGGCACAGCAGCCCAAGAAACGUUCCAUCAAGACAAAGAGUAAACGCAGCAAAUCCAAAGAGCUGACCAGCAGUAGCAAUAGCAACAAACCGGAAGUCUUGACCACUCAGAAGCUCAGUGCUAAGUUUAACAGUCAGAAUUUCGGCUCAUGGAAUGUGCAUUUAAAGCUGUUGCUGCUGGAGAAGGCCUGUCUGACAUAUGCCACGUUAGCGGAGCAUUACUAUGAAGCCCAGGUCUAUGGCAGCACGCUGCGUGCCAUUGAGCUGGCCUGCCGCUGCCAGCAGGUGCUCAACAAGUACAUGGCCAAUGUGGUUAGCCAACAGAGCUGUUUGCUAGGACGCGCUGGAGAUUGCUUCUUUCAAAUCUCGAAGCAUUGGAGCGCCAUUGAGCAGUAUGUGCAGCAAUAUGAACAGCAGGAUGAGCACUCAAGCUUGAUUAAUGUGGAGCUGACACAGGAAUUGGAGGAACCAGAUCUGCUCACACUGGUGCCAGUGAAGAAUGUGGAGCAGGUGAUGCUGCACAGCUGCAAAUGCUACGAAGAUGCACUGGAGCAUGCGCAGGCCGCAGAGAGCAAUGAGCUGCUGCGUCGCUUGGGCAAUGUGCGCAACGAAUUGGGGCUUAAGUAUAUGUAUUCGGCUCAAGAGGAGUACAGCCAAAUGAAGCGGAAGAAAGAGGCCGCCACAGGUGGCUCUGCCGAGCAUUCGAAAGCUGAACUUGACAGUGCAGCUGAAUCGGUGGCCUCUACAGCAGAGCCUCUGUAUGUUAAGCUAACUAUCAAUUCGUAUGACUGCCUGCGUCGAGGCAUAGCAGCUUUCACAGCGGUGCAGGAUAAUGUGAAUCUCGCAUUUCUUUACUGCAACAUGGGCAGAUUUAUGCGGCUGCGUGCUCAUCUGACCAUGCCAAAUGAAAGCACCAUUGGCCUGGACACACAAAAAACAUUUUAUAAUGAAGCCUUCGAAUAUUAUGAGAAGGCUAAGGAUUGCCUGGACACAAGAAAAGCCAAUCCAGAACUGUGGGAUCUAGUGCAGUGGGAGUUGUCGACGGCCACAUUUACGUUGGCCAAACAAUUGCAGGACUACAGCGCAGCCGAUAAGAGCAGCCUGGCCGAGGCGUCAAAGGAGGUGCUGGACCUGCUGCAGAAAUCGCUACGUCUAUGCGAUGUGGAACAUGCAGGUGCCCGCCAGGUGCUCUAUAGUUUUCGCUCCGGUCUUAUACAUAAACGCAUUGCCUCCUUUCACUAUGCGCAACUGCGUAGCCAUGGCGUCUCAGAUGCUUCGCAACUGCCUAAAGCGACGCUGCAGCUGUGCAAAUAUCACUAUGAGAAGGCAACGCAAAUUUUGGAGAGCUUGAAGGAGGUGCGGGACUUGCUGGUAGUGCAGCUGGAGCGCAUAUCACUGCACGAGUUUCUAUCUGAUGUUUCCACUCAUGCAGCGCAGAAGGUGAAGCAAAUGCAAGCGGCUUUAGACAUUUGUUUUCAAUGCCAGCUCAUUUUUGGGCACGUCAUCGAUAACAACAGCAGCGUCAACGUCGAUGAUGAUGACGAAUUCAAAGCGCAUUUGACGCUCUACGAGAGCCGAUUGCAGAAUGCGUUAAAGACGCUCAUCAAAUUGCUGUUAACAACCGGCAAGGAUCCAAAACAGCUGUCGGCAUUGUACAAGCGCAUGUAUAUGGAAACCUUGACUGGGAAACAUGGCAUAGGCGCACAGCAAUUAGCAACAGCUACAGUCGCUCGCUCACACCAUUUGCACACGCUGCUUACCCGGCUGAAAACCAUGUGCGGCGCUCAGCUGGCCAGCAACUAGU